This is a messenger RNA of Pseudozyma hubeiensis SY62, 1851 nucleotides long. Its product is annotated as imidazole glycerol phosphate synthase. The coding region runs from base 1 to 1851 and encodes 616 amino acids. The transcript has a single exon. Lineage: Eukaryota; Fungi; Basidiomycota; Ustilaginomycetes; Ustilaginales; Ustilaginaceae. Gene Ontology annotation, biological process: L-histidine biosynthetic process. The record is from RefSeq and is a predicted model, not a curated record. Gene Ontology annotation, molecular function: oxo-acid-lyase activity; imidazoleglycerol-phosphate synthase activity.
AUGCUGUACCUUCUCGACUACGGCGCAGGCAAUGUGCGCAGUCUCGCCAACUCAAUCAACAAGCUCGGAUUCGAGUUCAAAUGGGUUCAAUCGCCCGAAGACCUGAAAAAGGCCGACAAGCUCCUCUUUCCCGGUGUAGGCGCCUUCGGUCCUGCUAUGCAGUCAAUUCGCGACAAGGGCUAUGCUGAGCCGUUGAAGGAGUAUAUCGCUUCCGGCAAGCCGUACAUGGGAAUCUGCAUCGGUCUGCAGACGCUGUUCGAAGGGUCGGACGAGGCACCUGGCGUGGAAGGUCUCGGAGUCGUUCCCGGUAUCGUGUCCAGAUUCUCAGCGUACGAGCAAGAUGGAAAGGUCAAGAAGAGCGUUCCACAGAUGGGAUGGAAUUCGGCGCAGGUGGUCAAGACGCGCAACGACGGUGGUGAUCAGGAUGCCGUCAAGUACGGAUUCCCUGAUCCCGCCUCGGGUGACAUGAGUCACUACUACUUUGUCCACUCGUACCGUGCAGCUUAUCAGCCUGACAAGCACGCCGAUUGGGUGCUGACCACCACCCAGUACGGCUCGGAAGUCUUCAUCUCCUCAAUCCAAAAGGGGAACGUCUUUGCGACUCAGUUCCACCCAGAGAAGAGUGGCCGAGCAGGUCUCGAACUCCUCCGUGCAUGGCUCAACCAACCGGGCACCAUCGACCCCAGCAAAGAACGUCUUCUCCUCGAUCCCCUCCAAGUCGCCACACCAUCACCCCAAGACGGCCUGACAAAACGUAUCGUCGCCUGCCUCGACGUACGCAGCAACGACGAUGGAGACCUCGUCGUCACCAAAGGUGAAUCCUACGACGUGCGCGAAAAAGCCGACCCUGCUACUCCCACGACACAACAAACAGAAUCUUCUCCUUCAUCAUCAAAGCGCAAAGUCCGCAACCUCGGCAAACCCGUAGACCUCGCCCUGCGAUACUACCUCGAAGGAGCCGACGAAGUCACCUUCCUCAACAUCACCUCCUUCCGUUCCUGCGCGCUGCAGGAUCAACCCAUGCUCAGCUUGCUAGAAGCUGCGGCUGCCAAGAUCUUCGUCCCGCUCACCAUCGGUGGUGGUAUCAAGGACAGUGUCGAUCCGGAUGGAACGCCACGACCUGCCAAAGAGGUUGCGGAUGCAUACUUCCGCGCGGGGGCUGACAAGGUUUCGAUCGGAUCCGAGGCGGUUUUCGCCGUGGAGGAGCUGUUCGAGCGUGCGGCGCAGAACGGUCAGGAAGGGGAGAGCAAUCCGUUGGAGUUCAACGAUGCUUGUUUGACGGGCAAGACGGGUAUUGAGACCAUCAGUAGAGGGUACGGUGCCCAGGCGGUAGUGGUAUCCAUCGACCCACGUCGUGUUUAUGUAGGCGAAGGGGAGCAGGUGGACGCAAAACACCUGCCGUGCGUAGUAGAGGGCGUCAAGGGAAGCGAAGACGAAGGCAAGAAAUGGUGGUACAGAUGUACCGUGAAAGGUGGACGCGAGGAUCGCGAUGUCGACGUCAUCCAACUCGCCCGCGGCGUUCAACGACUAGGUGCAGGCGAAGUCCUGCUCAACUCGAUCGACCGCGACGGUUCCAACAAAGGCUUCGACCGUCAACUCAUCGACCUCGUCCGUGCUAGCGUCGACAUCCCCGUCAUCGCUUCCUCCGGCGCCGGCACCGCACAGCACUUUGUCGACGUGUUCACGCAAAGCCCGGGCGCACAGGGUACGGUGGAGGCUGCUCUGGCAGCGGGCAUCUUCCACAGAAAGGAAUGCUCCAUCGACGAGGUUAAAAGCACUUUGUUGGAAGAAGGGUUCAAGGUGAGGAGGGAGGAUGUGGCUGCUGGUGCUGGGGCUAUUUCCAAGCAGUGA